UUUGUUCAAGAAGCAGUCGGAUAUGUUUCUAACACUUGACAGUUAUAGUUUUCCACAAGUUGUAAGACACAUCGUAAAAACUUGAGAGUUAAUAAUAAGAUGCCUAAUCAAGUUUGUGUUAUUUGCGGUGAAUAUAAAAGGUCGAGAAAAGUUUCUUUUUUUUCUAUCCCUAAACAAGAUACAAGAUUGAAAAAUAAAAGUGAUAGAGAGUUAGUUGAAAGAAGAAUUGCAGCUUGGAUGGCAGCUAUUGGAUCUAAUAUCAAUAAGUACUAUGGUACACCCUCUGUGUGUUCUUUACAUUUUCAUUCAGGCAAACCAGCAUACAUGUUUUAUGUAGAUGAUGUUGACUGGGUUCCGUCAAAGAAUUUAACUAACACAGAUCAACAUGAUGAACAAGAUCAUGAUUUUGAUUCAGACUUAUCACAUGCACACCCAAGUUGUGAAGACAGUUUACGAGUUGAUGACAGUACAGUGCAUGAGAUCAUUGUAAAUUCAAGCAGUCUUAGUGACAACAGCACAUUGCAUGAUAAUGUGUUGCAUGGCACAUUUCAAAGUAACGACAUUACAAUGGAUGACACUUCUUUGGAUUCUAACUUUGAACAUAAUGAUACCUCUACAGCGAAAUGCCUUUUUGAAAUCCAAAAUCUUGUUAAUUUUUUGAAAAAAAGGGAUUACUAAUCCGGAAGAACAAACAUUAAGAGAAAUUAAGACACAUUUUGAAACGUUUCAUUCUACAAUUCAAACAGAAUCUGACAAGGUGUUACAUUCACAGACACAAGUUUCUCCUAAAGUCAUUAACUUGGGUUAAUGACGAAUAAAUAUAAAAUAAAUAAAAUUGUAUGAAGUUAUAUGGCUUCUGAGAAUCACAAUUCCAUUUGGCAAGGGGAAUGCAAGAAGUUUGUCCGAGAAGGUAUUAGUCAAGUAUUGUUCUGAGGACAAUAAAUUGUUUAUGGCCUCAACUUUUUCACCGUCACUGCAAUUACGCCCCACGACUAAAUGAAUAAUCAUGUGGUUCUUAGUUAUUGGAGGGAUUAACGUUUCUAGUUCACUUCCACAUUUGAAUAAAUUUAGGUC
Molecule: messenger RNA, 1074 nt
Organism: Daphnia magna
Lineage: Eukaryota; Metazoa; Arthropoda; Branchiopoda; Diplostraca; Daphniidae
Exons: 5
Coding region: 100-678 (192 amino acids)
Source: RefSeq, a predicted model, not a curated record